UAUUUUAUAUUUGCAGUCUUAAACUUUAAGUAGAUACAGCUUUAAAAAAAUAUAUAGAUUUGUUUUGAAAAUCCCACCCCUUUCCGCUUUUACUUUGAGCGUCGCCCUUUGACGCUCUUCCGGUUGAAGCUAUGCGUGGUGCGCGUGUGCGCGUUAUAUGUGUCUGCUCGGGGAUUCCCCCGCUUGACUAAAACAGCUCGGAGCGCUCGCUGUAACCGGAUAUCGCGACGUCGAGCGGCCGCUUCUCCGGUUUUGAGCUCGAUUCGAACCCUCUUCGCGACGCCUUGGAGUUACUGCCAACACAUUUAAAACAUAUACAUUCAUAUCCGCAAGCGGCUGGAAGUGAAGGGCUGCCGCUGUGAGGCAGCGGGCUACCGGUGAGUUGGCAUGAGACGAAGCCGCACGUUCCUCUGCUUUUACAACGCAGCGGGGGUUUCCUCGGGUGUCGGCAGGCUGUCCUCUGGGGUCCGGUCACAUCACUGAGAAACCGAGCGGGCGACAACCACCUCAAAUCCCCCCCCCACCCCCACCUCCACCCUCCCGGUAGUGGCCCUCGAAGCCCCGCGGAGGACGGGUAAGGAGGGAGUGUGGGGGGUGAGAGGGAACAUCCAGAAAACCAGCGACGCCACCAUGGCGAGCGACGACCGUCGGAAAGAUGAGCUGCUGGAGGACAGCCGCGCGGACUCGGGCGUCGACUCGUAUCGCUCGUCGCUGAAGUCGGAGGAGCCCCGGGAGCCGAGCGCCGACUUCAGCGGGCCGAGGGACAAGUUCACCGCCGUGGAGGAGCGCCUGGACUCCGCCUACGGCUCCUCGUCCCUCACGGUGGAGAGUCUCUCGGAGAUAGUCGGGGGCUGCAUGCUUUCCGGCGCGCAAGAGGAGCAGGCGCGGAGCUCCGAACUCACCGAAAGGGAGGAGAACUUGCUCACAACUAUCACUGAAGAUGGAGACACAAUCCUGCACUUAGCAAUCAUCCACGAAGACAGAUUCAUUGCUCAACAGUUGAUGCAGAUAUUCCCACAAGACGUGCUGAACAUCCAAAACAACUUAUACCAGAGCCCUUUGCACCUGGCCACCUACCUGAACCUGGCCGACGUGGUGAAGGGCCUGGUGGAGAAAGGGGCCAGUUUGGAGCUGCAGGACCAGGAGGGCAACACGGCGCUCCACGUGGCCUGCCAGCACGGCCAGACCGAGUGCGCCGCUGAAAUGACCAGAGAGGUUUCGCCCAGCAAACUGGUGCCGGUCCUCGAGACCCAGAACUGGAGAGGUCUUGCCUGUCUUCACUUGGCUGCACUCCACAGGCAACAUCAGAUUAUGAAGCUCCUGGUGAAGAAGGGAGCAGACUUGAAUAUCCAGGAAGGUACAAGUGGAAAAACGGCUCUUCAUCUCGCCGCUGAGCUACACGACAUCACGUCAGUGAAGCUGCUGCUCAGCAGGGGAGCCAAUGUGGAUGCCGCCAUGUUUAACGGCUGCACGCCCCUGCAUCUCGCAGUGGGGAGACAGGACGCCGCCAUCGCCCACCUCCUCUGCCAGUCUGGCGCCGACACAAUGCUGCGGAACAUGGAGGACGAAACGGCGCUGGAUCUAGCAGACGGCAAUGAUGACAUCCUGGCUCUAUUUCCCUUUGAUGACAUCCAGAUCUCCGGGAGGUCGGUGGUCAGCGUGAAGUUUUGAGCAGGAUCAUAAGGCUUAAAAAGAAUCUUGACAUUUUCUCGAGCUUCCCUGUGGUGGAAACCUUUUGCUUUUUAAAAAGAAAAAAGAAAAAAAAUAUAGCUACAUUUGAGUUUCAUUUAAUAGUUUCUCUUUUUGUAGCCCAUCCUGAUUUGAUUUGUAUUGAUCAAUUAUCUAGACAAAUGUGUGCACAUAUUAAUCACACUUUCCUCUGAAAAAGAGUGGUUCUGCUUAAUUGAACACUGAAAAAAAUCAAUAAUUCUGAGUGAUUUUUCAUUUUUUUCUGCUUGUUUCCGCAUGCUUUUGGAGGGUUUGAAACUAAAGCCAAGUGUGUUGGAGCACCAAACUGGCAACAUGUUUAUUGUCCAUCAAAAUUCUACCUCUUAAUCACGUUAACCUAGUUUUAAUGGCCAGUUUUUGAUUCAUUAAAAUGGCUAAUUUAAUUUCGCUGGCUUCUAUUGUUGCCAAUGGAAAACCCUUUGUUGAACAAAAUGUACGUUCCAUUUACUAAAUGUAAAACUAUCUUUCCCAAAAAGACUUGCAAUCCUAAGACAAACUAGUCACAUUGUGCUAUUUAUAAGAAAACUGGUAGCCCCAAUGCCAAUGUAAUAUAUGACACAAAACGCAGUUUCUUCCUUUUGAUUUUUUUUUAGGUUUGCCACUUCAUGUUGUGAAGUGGUUUUCUCUAUUUAUCUCAUCUAGUCUUUAAUCUGCAAAAACUUUUCAUUUACUUGGUGUGUAAAUUACACUGCUGUGUUUAGUUAAUAUAAGUAGUUUGUUUAUUUUGUAAUAAAAAGAGGGGGAAAAACUCA
Messenger RNA from Pungitius pungitius (ninespine stickleback), 2480 nucleotides. It is a transcript of the gene nfkbie, whose product is annotated as nuclear factor of kappa light polypeptide gene enhancer in B-cells inhibitor, epsilon. Gene Ontology annotation, biological process: cellular response to tumor necrosis factor. Gene Ontology annotation, cellular component: cytosol. The coding region runs from base 631 to 1671 and encodes 346 amino acids. Gene Ontology annotation, molecular function: NF-kappaB binding. The transcript is spliced from 6 exons. Lineage: Eukaryota; Metazoa; Chordata; Actinopteri; Perciformes; Gasterosteidae. The record is from RefSeq and is a predicted model, not a curated record.